This is a messenger RNA of Penicillium brasilianum, 3267 nucleotides long. The record is from the annotation of a GenBank genome assembly. Lineage: Eukaryota; Fungi; Ascomycota; Eurotiomycetes; Eurotiales; Aspergillaceae.
CUUGAGUCUGAGCGCCCUCAUAAAAGCGGCGGCAGCCGAGAAAGGAAAGUCCCACCUGGCAGACAAUAUUUGAUCUAUAUGUCUACAUAUACUCGAGAUUCUCCAAUGACGGUGCCGCCAACCUCCACUAGAGCCUCAAUCGCAUCUCAAAUGCAAUCCUCGUUAUUGCCAUUGGGCCUACUCCUCCCCCCUGUCGACGAAUCCCCCCAGCGCGACCUCCAAUUGGCGGGGACGCCGCGGCCCCACCGGCGAUAAAAAAAAGUGACAACCCCAUCGCGAUCAACCCCCAAAGGAGUUCGGAAUCAUUGAAGGGGCCCAGCCUGCCAGACUCCAGGAUGCACCAUGAGCAAGCGCUCUUUCGAUGAGUCCAGGGGCAGCCAGCCAUCCGAGGCCGAUCACAAUGGCCUGCUGCCCGUUCAUGAACUGCUCUCGCCCGACGACCAGGAACGUGACCCGACUCCACCCGCGGGUCAGACCAAGAAGCCCCGGAACUUCAUUGCCACGGUGGCUUGCGAGACGUGUCGCUUGAAGAAAACACGAUGCGAUGAGUCGCGACCGAAGUGUGGGCUGUGCAAGUCCCUUGGUCUGGAUUGUGUCUAUAAUGAACGAAAAUCUUCAAAACGGGAUCAAUCUCUUACGAUGAUCAUGAGCACUCUUCAUCGGUUGGAGACGAAGCUGGAGAAUAUCCCGUCAUCUAUUCUCAGCGACCUUCAAUCGCUAGAAGGCCAAUUGCGCCACGUGGGCGACCGUUCGCAAGAGGUGAAUCCAUCUCCUGGUCGUCGCGAUGAAGGACGGCAUACAUCUAUCAUGCCGUCCACGACGACCCCUGGCUUCACCCCAGCCGCUCGAAACGGGGACGACUUUGACUGGGAACAGAACCAGUCCACUCCGGAUGCCUCUGGUCGUAUCUCCAUUUCUUUCAGUCAACAUGGAGUCAUUCUAUGGCCGGGUGCACGCAGUAUUCUUCCCGAGCAGCUACUCUCGGCAUACGAGCUACUGGGCAAGAACUACGUGAUCGAGCUGGAAUCGACGCGUCCCCCUCUGCCCAUGUUCACAAGCCCAUUCCCGCUACAUUCGGGGGACCAUUGGCUGGAAGUAUUGCCAUUGGCCAUGAUCAAAGGCCUGGCCGAUGCAUUCUUCGCAGUGUUCAAUCCAUUCACGCCGAUCAUGGAUAAAUCCUUCUUUUUCUCGUUUACGCUCGGUGCGGCCAUCGAGAGUGGCUUUGGCUACACCAUGGAGAGCUGUUUGGCUCUGAAUGUUCUGGCGCUUGGUUGCUUGGGUAUGCUAGCCUAUCAAGAAGGAAAUUAUCCACUGCCGGGAACGCAGAGCCAUCGCUUCGAGCCGCCAGAGUGGAUGAACGUGGUGUAUGAGGAACAGCCUGGCUUGCGGUUCUUCAAUGAAGCCCGUCGUCGGAUUGGCUUUUUGAUGUGCAACAAUGACAUCCAGAGUUGCCAGUUCUUCCUGCUUUCUUCUGUCUACUACAGCCAGAUUCCCCGUCCAAUGGAUGCCUGGGCAAUGAUUCAUCGUGCGGCCACAUGUUGCCUCUCCAUGCUGACCAACCACGACGUAAGCUUCGAUGAAUGGGAGGGAGAUAUGAAGUCUCGCGUAUACUGGAAUUGCCUCAUGAAUGAGACGAUCCUAGUCCAAGAGCUGCACCUCCCACCUAGCGGACUUUCUCGUCUCGAGGAGCAAGUUCCCAUUCCGAAAUUCAUCGCCUUCGAAUCGACUGGCUACUCGUCCACUCGGUAUCCCUCGUCCACGGUCGUCGAUGAUUCAUAUUUCCAGUAUCAUUUCCUCGCACAAGUGGCACAUCGCAUCAUCUUGACUCGUAUCCGGCAUUCCCUAUAUUUCUACUCCGACUCUGGAACUAUUCCUCUCCCAGCCGUCAACACCGAGCUCCAUCACCAGCUUGAACAGUGGCGCAAUAAUCUCCCAUCUGCCAUUCAAUUCACCGACGCGCAACUCCAGCCAUGCUACUCGACCCCAGCCGCUGACAUGUCAUCCGUCCACCCCUCGCCUGCCUCUGCAGCAUCUCCAAAUCAUGUCACCCCACGCCCGGCAGAUUCAAGCCGUCCACUAUCACCCGCGGUAGCAGUCACCGAUGCCAUGCUACGAGGCCGAUACAUGAUCGCAAAGUUCCACAUUGGCCGGCCGUAUCUUUACAAAGCGCUUCGCAUCCCCAACUUGUUAACGGACGACGAUCUUGAGCAGAUCAAAAGUGGACUCCAUAACGCGAUGGACUGGCCCGUGACACAGGGCAUCUUCCGAAAGAUGAAGAGUUGCAUACCUAUCAAGUUUGCAUUUUGUUCACAAUUCUUCGGACAGAUCCUUCUCUUCUACUGCAUUGCUCAUUCGCCCAGUGCCCGAGUCCGUGACACGUUACCUAGCGGUUGGGAACGUUGGAAUGAAGAGAUGAUGCGAUUCUUAGAUGACUGCGCCCGAACAAGUCCUGCUGUGGCGCAAGAUUUAGAGCUGCUGCGCUCUUUAUGGCCUGGACAUGAGUGAUGCCCCUGGGCAGAGCGCUUCUUUGCCACUGCCUAGAUUUUGUCUACUAGGUACUAGCUCAAGGAAGGUCAGAUCUUCAUGUGCUAUAACGGUUCUGAUGCUGUAUGUGUUCGUUUCGGUGGCUCUUUCCUCUGUGUACGGCGUUGGUGGUGUCAGGAGUAUCUUCGUUCCAUAGAUUUAAUUGAUAAUCUGAUAUUGCCCUUUGAAUUACAAUGAAUUUACCCGCACGAUCCAUCUCCAUAGUCACCUCCGUGAUCUCAAGGGAGAAUUGCCCACGCUUAUGACUGGGGAUGCAGGCUAUACACUUCAAGGCCAGGUAGUCGAUGGACCGAAGUCUAUAUGCUCCCCCCAUCAAGCCGGCAUAGAAAGCUGCUUCAAGAACACUGCUUGAUUGGAGGCAGAAGGCAGGGCUCAAGAUACUGGCUUUCGGCUUUUGAGGAGACUGGCAAUAUUGGGCCGCUGUUCAAAGGUCUCUUUGAACUUGAGGAGCGACUCCGGGAGGGUGGACUAAAAGUAAAAGUAAACGACUGUAAGAAAGGGGAUGAAAGUUCAUCGAAAGACUUACCGGAAGAGUGCCGGUUCUUGCAUCAUUAUCGAUGGAUUGAUAGACCGCAAAAUCGGCAUAGGUGACCUUGUCACCCAAGAGAUACGGGCCGCCACGGUCAUUGUAGUACUGGCCCAGGACUUUGUAGUAUUGGGGCACAAAAUCGUCUUUGUAGGCAUCCUCCUUCUUUCCCAAAUUGGCUACCCAACGAGACUGCA